This is a messenger RNA of Lolium rigidum, 804 nucleotides long. Its product is annotated as actin-depolymerizing factor 2. The transcript is spliced from 3 exons. The record is from RefSeq and is a predicted model, not a curated record. Lineage: Eukaryota; Viridiplantae; Streptophyta; Magnoliopsida; Poales; Poaceae. Gene Ontology annotation, biological process: actin filament depolymerization. Gene Ontology annotation, cellular component: actin cytoskeleton; cytoplasm. Gene Ontology annotation, molecular function: actin filament binding. The coding region runs from base 105 to 542 and encodes 145 amino acids.
ACCAAAACACAACACCAGCGCGAGCCCUCUGCAACUCAAUAAUCUCCUUCCUCCCCGUCCGCGUGCGAUCGACGCGGAGGCGCCACCCCUGCUCCGAGACCCCGAUGGCCUUCAUGCGCACCUCCUCCAAUGCAUCCUCUGGCAUGGGGGUUGCUCCUGAUAUCAGGCAGACAUUCCUGGAGCUUCAGAUGAAGAAGGCAUUUCGCUAUGUUAUCUUCAAGAUUGAGGAGAAGCAAAAGCAGGUUAUUGUGGAGAAGACAGGCGCUACAACUGAGAGUUAUGAUGAUUUCCUGGCUUCUCUCCCUGAAAAUGACUGCAGAUAUGCGCUUUAUGAUUUUGACUUUGUUACUGGGGAGAAUGUGCAGAAAAGCAAGAUUUUCUUCAUUGCCUGGUCCCCAGCAACAUCCCGCAUCCGUGCCAAGAUGCUGUACUCCACCUCCAAGGACCGUAUCAAGCACGAGCUCGAUGGGUUCCACUACGAGAUCCAGGCAACUGACCCAACUGAGGUGGAGAUCGAUGUUCUCCGUGAGCGGGCUCACUGAAGCCGAUCGAUGAUGAUCCACCUGGUGGCUUCAGUUGGAUACAAAUUCACAAAUAUGUCUGAUGCUGUCGCUACUGUAUUGUUAAUAAUACAGAUAUCUGUGUUUCCUGUAAAACGUAUGAUUUAGCUAGCCGUGCUGCGUGGCUCUAGCUGAUGAAGCGGUACCCGACUAGGUUUCGUAUGAUGCCCCGAGCCUGUAAACGCAAGAAGGCAUUCCCAAACGCUUGUAUUGUGGUAUUAAAACUGUGGAUUGUCCUAGCUUU